CGAGCCUCUUCUGGUCUGCGGACUUUUGCCCUGCGCUCGAUUCACCCGCAGGGUCUCCAUGGUGAAGUGGGCAGGAUCUGAUGUCAGCCCCUCCUCUCAUCGACCUUCCCGCCAUGCCCACCAUGGUUUCAAGGUUGCCCAAGUUCGGCUCGCGAGCCACCUCCGGCACACACACCGGCAGCACUCAGGUGUCCUCGGCUGGUUCUGUUCACACCAGUGCUGUGACUGGCAGUGCCACCGCUGGUGCCCAGCCCAUGAACGGAUCCUGCCACCAUCCAGCUGAAGCCCUUUCCUCGGCCAAGCAGAAUGGUUUGAUCCACAUGCCGCCUUCAUUUUCAAUGAAGUGGAGAAAUGGAAAAGGAGAGAUGCAGAAAAGAGGAGGUGAUGUGGAGAAAGAGAGCAGGGAGAGGAAAGGUGUUAGUGUGGGGCCAAAUCGUAGUAGCAGUCAUCUCCAACAUCAUCUGUCAACGCAGCGGGCAUCGCCUCAGCGGUCACCAUCAGCAACCCAACGCGAGAUCAAGAAGCCGAGCAUGUCCUACGCUGGAAGGGGGCGUGGUUUUGGCCUGGCUGUGACAAGGUCUUUAUUGCCGUCACCCCAGUCAAGCCCAAAAACUUUUGCCACAUCUAAAAUUGGACAGCGUAGCACUAAACCAGAACUGAACCCACCAGACCUGACAAAUGAGACAAAACAGAGCAUGAAUGGCCAUGCCAGUACCAGACAACGCGCUAAUGGGGCUAACAGUUCUCUCAGACUACCUCUGAGUUUGUCUCGGCCAGAUGGGCGGGUCAGUUCCCACCCUGCUUCUCGAUCAGGUUCUCCGCUCCUCAUUGACCAGCCGGCCUUCCGCUCCCAGUCCAGCGACAGCCUCAGGUCUACAAGCCCCGCUAGCUCAUCCGUCAGUCUGUCCAAAGAGGACAGGCUUCGCUCUCGAAGCCUCACCCAGGUCAGGAGGCUUCCCUCCCCUACACUCACCCCACCUUACAGCUCCUCAUCCCUCCCCUCCUCGCUUCCUCGCUCUCCCACCAUCACCCGAUCCUAUUCCCUCAAUAGGGCCGCCGAACGGGGAUCCAAAGAGCUGGCCUCGUCCGCCACCCGGGCGCUGCCCAGAGCUGCUCUAGCUAGGUCGCCCCUCACCAAACCCACUCCAGGGGGAGAAGGUGUUGAUGUAGGAGCAACAGGUGAAAGUGAGGGCUUCGACUGUGCCAAAGUUCAAAGUUCAGCGGCUCCAGUCAGGUCUGAGGUCACUGCUCCCUCCCUCCUCCCCCCUUCCGCCUUUAAGAAGCCCCUCCUACCCAGCUUUGGAUCCACCUCCAAACCAAGUGCCCUCAGCUACAAGCUUACACGCCCGUCACUCAUUAAGCAGCCCACCCUGCUUUGCCCGGCUCCAGGAAAUGCAUCAGAAAAUGACCAGGAAGUGAGCCAAGAACUUACAGGAAGAAGAAACUCUGUAGAGACGCCUCCAGUCACCCCCUCCACUACAGAUGAGAGCCCAGGCAGCACCCCCGGGGCUCCAGGGAUGGAGGGGCUGUCGGUGGAACCGGCAUCUCAUGGAGAUGUGUCCAUCUUGGGUGAGACACUGGAGGACAUGUCUCUGUCGUCCACUUCUUCUCUGGAGCGGAACAACACCAGUCAGGAGUAUAUGGAUGACUUUGAUAACUUCGGAAAUGGAGGGAUGGGGAUUCUUCUGUUCUCAUCCAAUGAUGAUCACGAGGACUUGCAUGACCUGUCCCACACCAGGUCCGAGGGCAGCAAACCUCUGGCGAACGGUUCCAGCGGCGCAACAGAACUGCAUAGUUUUCUGACGGACGGGAUGGACUGGGCCGACAUGCGACUUGGCGGUGAAGAAGGGGAGUGCCCUCUGACCAGGCAGAGGAGGUCCAGUCAGCCGGACUACCAGGGGGGUUCGUCGCUGGACCUGUCCCCCUCAGACAGCUGUGGCUCCGGGGGAACGUACAUGUGGGAUGAGGAGGGGCUGCAGCCACUAGGGGGCGGCACUGCCACCAACACCAGCAGCACAGCCAACACCGCCAACACCCACAAUAUAGGCAGUUACGACUCUGACCUCAACAGCAUUGACAUUUUAAACAACUUGGAGUCAUGUGAUCUGGAUGAUGACGACCUCAUGCUUGACGACGACCUCCCUGAGGAUGCCUCACUGCACAGCGAUGGAGAUGGAAUUACCCAUAUGGCCGAGUGGAGGAGGAGACAGCUAUGUUGGGGCACACAGGAUGUACUCAAUGACAAUAGUGGUCUCCAGUGUUACCAGCUGACGGAGGACCCUGGGAACCAGAGGACAGAGACGGCCCACAACAGAGACCUCCUCCUCCAGGGUUUGUCCCAUGCUAGGUCUCCCUGCCUGUCUCCUGGCACCGGCCUGGCUUUCGAUCUGGGUGUGGACGUGGAGGAGUUGGCGGAGGACUGCUCCGUGGUCAUGGCACAGCUGGAAAACCUGAAGAGACUCCUCCUACAGGAGGAGGAUGGCGAUGAGGAGCUUGAUGAUACUCUGACCACAGAAACACUGAGUCCCAACGGCCCUGACGCCUCCUGCAGCUCACACGAACGCACACUCCACAAACAGGUGGAAGAACUCUUGAAGGAGGUGCAGCAUCUUAGAGAGGAGGUGAGGAACAGGGAUCGGACCAUCAGCCAGCUCACUCAGCAACUGGUCUUGUGUGUUGAGCUUGUUCCUUUGAUGCCCACCCAGUGUUGUUGCCAGGAGACAGAGAUGGAGAGAAGGGUGGACAGACACACACAGACGAGUGUGAGAGAGAUGGAGGACCUGGCUGUGAACCACAAGGCCUCACAAACACCUUGGACACAACAUACUCCUCAGAUUAUACACUCCACCCACAAAGCAGGCCAGGACAGACUGACCCACUCCAAGCUACUAGCCUCAUCCCGGGCCCUAGCUGCAUCUCUUCCAGCUAAGGAACCUAGUCACCCUGCUAACUCGCCUGCAAGACCCUCGGAGCUCACCACCGCUGUCGCCUGCACUGCUGCUGACCAAACUCCAGGCCCUCCCGAGGCUGAAGGGCAAGGACAGAAGGAUGGCAACGGGGAGGAAACGGAGAUGGGGGACAGCACGGUUAAUGGAGGACACGCAAAAGACAAAAGAGGGGAGACGAAGCGGAGCAAAGGGGAAGGGAUGUCAGGAGAUGCGACGGAGAGCUCUGGAGCCCGCAACAGAUCCCCUCAACUCUCCCAGCCCUCCAAACUCCGCUGCCUCCCCCUUCCCACCCCCAGAAUGGCCCCCAACUUUGGCUUUGUCCAUCCGAACGUCACCGCGCUCUCCCUGGGCGUGUCCGCUGCCACCACCACAAACCCCCUCACUACCUCCCUCAACCCCUCGAGGACCAGAGUGCUUCGGCCGCCCUCAGCGCUUCGGGACCCAGACAGCGGUGCUCCUCCCAGCAUUAAAUUCAGACCUCUUGCCCCAGCUUCAGGUUCAUCGCGCCUCCCCAAGCCAAAAAGCCAUUGA
Messenger RNA from Lampris incognitus (smalleye Pacific opah), 3479 nucleotides. Its product is annotated as serine-rich coiled-coil domain-containing protein 2-like. NCBI's taxonomy places the organism in Eukaryota, Metazoa, Chordata, Actinopteri, Lampriformes, Lampridae. The record is from RefSeq and is a predicted model, not a curated record. Gene Ontology annotation, molecular function: microtubule binding. Bases 81 to 3479 code for a protein of 1132 amino acids. The transcript has 16 exons. Gene Ontology annotation, biological process: microtubule bundle formation. Gene Ontology annotation, cellular component: microtubule cytoskeleton.